This is a messenger RNA of Rhodofomes roseus, 1678 nucleotides long. RefSeq lists its product as uncharacterized. The transcript has 5 exons. The coding region runs from base 138 to 1580 and encodes 480 amino acids. Lineage: Eukaryota; Fungi; Basidiomycota; Agaricomycetes; Polyporales; Fomitopsidaceae. The record is from RefSeq and is a predicted model, not a curated record.
CGCUGGGUGGCUUGAGCGACUCCUCCGUGAAUCCUUGCCUCUACGAGAGGCCCGCGCUGGUCGCGCUGGCGUCAUACCCGGGCUCAUUUCAUCCGAACUUCCUUAUCUUGCCGAUUCUCGAAAGACAACCAACCACAAUGAUACGCGCUAUCUUUGCCUCGGAACUGGUGACGCCCUUGAUCAGCCGCUACCAAGUGCACCACUUCCACCGCAGGGAGUCCGCCCCGACAACGACAACUCAUUCUGCACUGGCGCUCUCGAAGUGGAAUCCUUUUGCAAUCGUUGCUGGAAGGAACGCUGCCGUAGCCGUUCGUUCUCCACGCGCUCCCCUUGAGAUCUCCGAAGAGAUCAUCGAUUGCGUAGCUGCGCAAAUCGACGAGACCGUUUGGCUCCCUGAGCUCGACCCAUGGCGACGCACGCUCUUGUCGUGUGCACUCGUAUGCAGGGCAUGGUAUCACCAUUCCCAGUUCUAUCUUCGACAAUUCGUCGAACUACGCGAUCGAAACCAGGUUUUGGCUCUAUCUAAGCUAGUCCGCGACAACCCCCGUCUCGGCCGAGCCGUCAGGUUUGUCGCUGUCUCCGGAGGGUCGACGAAAAACAUCCCACACCCUAUCCCCCAUUUUGGAACGUUUGUCCCUAUGCUGGCCGGGAAGCUACCCAACACACAUACGCUGCGGCUCGAAAAUGCAGAGUGGCGCAUCGGGUCUAUCUCACCGGACACCAUUCGUUACCUGGCGAUGUUUCCUUCCGUCACUACAUUGGAGCUCCGGGGCGUGACCUUCGCCACCGUCUCGCAACUGGCGCAGUUGGUAUCCGCACUGCCUGCACUCCGCUCAUUGAAGACCGAUAGGACUCUAUGCAAGCAAGUACAUCUAGACAUGCCGACCCGUCUUCCGUUAAAUGCCCGCGAGCUCAAAGACAUCGACAUGUGGUGGAACACUGCACCAGCAAUUCUAGAGUUUUGCACCUGCCUAAGCGAGGCGGCACUGUUGUGUACCCUUGCAAUAUGUGUGGACGAAUAUGACGCACUGCAAAAUCGUGGAGGAAGGCAGACCCUGAUAAAUACAAGUGCCCGAUCGCUCAAGAAGUUACGUUUCGGAUUCCAUACCUACGGGUUAGGUCCUGAAGACGUCGACUGCGUAGCGCAACAUGUCAAUCUAUCCCGCCUUGUCACGCUGGAACAUCUGAUACUCGACUCACGGAGCUUUCUGGGUGCGGAUCAUUCAUGGAUUCCCAAGGUGCUUGCUACCGUGGAAUCAGAAUGGAUCCAAAGAGUGGAUGUCUGCUUCAUAGUAGGGGCACGACUACGUCUGCUCAACACGAUGUUGAUCAGCAUGGAGAGACUUGGUUUUCUCGCUCGAAUGGACGAGAUGCUGGCAAGGCGCCCGUUCGCUAAACUGCGACCAUUCAGUGUUUAUCUGACGAUCGACAUGUCCAUCUGCGCACCGGAUGACAACAAGCUUCACAUCAACCUGGAGGGAGAGAAAUGGCCGGCAUGGGACGAGCUUGUGCGCAGGAAUAUGGUCAAGUCGAACAAACGAGGAAUUCUCUGCACACGCAUCACUCGUACCGCUCCGUGAACAUACCAAGCCAGAUGUUCUGGUAUGACCAUGCUAUCGAUGUGUAUAAUAUAAUUACGCGCUCACGACGCCCCGUGCUCACCACGGUAGUAACAGCC